UCCAAUUCCAAAUGUGAGACAUUCCUCCUCGGUAUAUAUUACCGUUCUUACUCGCAAAUACUCACAAUUCAAUUCCACACGAUCACAAACUUCCUUGUAAGAAUCAACCUCAAGCUUAUCCUUCUAUCUCUUCCUCUCUACCUAGCUUAACGAGAAGAAUCAAUGGGAUCCGAAGCUCUAGUUCAUGUUUUCCUUGUCUCUUUCCCAGGCCAAGGCCAUGUUAACCCUCUACUCAGGCUUGGCAAGCGCCUUGCUGCAAAGGGUUUGCUUGUAACUUUCUCCACCCCCGAAAGCAUUGGCAAACAGAUGAGAAAAGCCAGCAACAUCACCGACGAGCCUGCCCCGGUCGGUGAAGGCUUCAUCCGCUUUGAAUUCUUCGAAGACGGUUGGGACGAGGAUGAGCCAAGGCGCCAAGACUUGGAUCAAUACUUGCCUCAACUGGAGCUCAUUGGCAAAGAUAUCAUCCCUAAGAUGAUCAGGAAAAACGCUGAAAUGGGACGCCCUGUCUCGUGCCUAAUCAACAACCCUUUUAUCCCUUGGGUUUCUGAUGUUGCUGAGAGUCUUGGCCUUCCUUCAGCUAUGCUUUGGGUCCAAUCUUGCGCUUGCUUCUGCGCCUAUUACCACUACUACCACGGUUUAGUUCCUUUCCCUUCUGAAGCUGAACCCUUUAUUGAUAUCCAAUUGCCAUGUAUGCCACUUUUGAAGUACGAUGAAACUCCAAGCUUCUUGUACCCCACCACUCCUUACCCCUUUUUGAGGAGGGCUAUUUUGGGACAAUACGGGAACUUGGACAAGCCCUUUUGCAUUUUGAUGGACACGUUUCAAGAGCUCGAGCAAGAUGUCAUCGAGUUCAUGUCCAAGAUUUGCCCAAUCAAAACCGUCGGUCCACUUUUCAAGAACCCAAAAGCACCAAACAGCGUCCGUGGUGACUUCAUGAAGGCUGAUGAUUGUUUGGAGUGGCUUGACUCAAAGCCACCCCAAUCUGUUGUGUACAUCUCAUUUGGAAGUGUGGUGUACUUGACACAGGAGCAAGUCGACGAGAUUGCUUAUGGGCUAUUGCAAUCUGGGGUGUCCUUUUUGUGGGUUAUGAAGCCACCUCACAAGGAUGCUGGCUUAGAACUCCUUGUUCUUCCAGAUGGGUUUCUCGAGAAAGCUGGGGACAAUGGCAGGGUGGUCCAAUGGAGCCCACAAGAGCAAGUGUUGGCACACCCAUCAGUUGCUUGCUUUGUGACACACUGUGGUUGGAACUCAACCAUGGAGUCACUCACUUCAGGCAUGCCUGUAGUGGCUUUCCCACAAUGGGGUGACCAAGUCACAGACGCUGUGUACUUAGUUGAUGUGUUCAAAACCGGAGUGAGAAUGUGCCGUGGUGAAGCCGAGAACAGAGUGAUCACUAGGGAUGAAGUUGAAAAAUGCUUGUUGGAAGCUACUGUUGGGCCUAAGGCAGUGGAGAUGAAGCAAAACGCUUUGAAGUGGAAGGCUGCGGCGGAGGCGGCGUUUUCAGAAGGUGGCUCCUCCGAUCGGAACAUACAAGCCUUUGUGGACGAGGUGAGAGCAAGAAGUGUGGCUAUUACUGGUAAGUCAACAGCAAAUGGGGUUGCUUUGGAUUUGGCAGAGAAGUCAGCAGAAAUCAAUGGAAAGGUAGAUUUGGUUGAAACAAAGACAAAUGGAAAGGUAGAAUUGGUGGAGGCCUAGUCAAAAUGAAUAAUGACAUUAGAAAAAAAAAGAA
Molecule: messenger RNA, 1729 nt
Organism: Quercus robur (English oak)
Lineage: Eukaryota; Viridiplantae; Streptophyta; Magnoliopsida; Fagales; Fagaceae
Product: gallate 1-beta-glucosyltransferase
Exons: 1
Coding region: 163-1695 (510 amino acids)
Molecular function (GO): UDP-glycosyltransferase activity
Source: RefSeq, a predicted model, not a curated record